Molecule: messenger RNA, 961 nt
Organism: Balaenoptera acutorostrata (minke whale)
Lineage: Eukaryota; Metazoa; Chordata; Mammalia; Artiodactyla; Balaenopteridae
Gene: TOLLIP
Product: toll interacting protein
Exons: 6
Coding region: 134-955 (273 amino acids)
Biological process (GO): ubiquitin-dependent protein catabolic process
Cellular component (GO): cytoplasm
Molecular function (GO): ubiquitin conjugating enzyme binding; ubiquitin binding
Source: RefSeq, a predicted model, not a curated record
UGCGGGGGCGGGGCCGGCCGUCAGCUGACUGUGGCGGCGGCGGCCUUGCGGAGUAAUAGUCACAUCGUGGUUCCGCGCGGAGGGUCGCCGGCGCGUCAGCUCUCGGAGGGCGAGGCCUGAGGCCGGCCAGACCAUGGCGACCACCGUCAGCACGCAGCGCGGGCCGGUGUACAUCGGGGAGCUGCCUCAGGACUUCCUGCGCAUCACGCCCACGCAGCAGCAGCAGCAGAUCCAGCUGGACGCACAGGCGGCGCAGCAGCUGCAGUUCGGAGGGGCACUGGGCACCGUGGGCCGCCUCAGCAUCACCGUGGUGCAGGCCAAGUUGGCAAAGAACUACGGCAUGACCCGCAUGGAUCCGUACUGCCGACUGCGCCUGGGCUACGCGGUGUACGAGACGCCCACGGCCCACAACGGCGCCAAGAACCCGCGCUGGAAUAAGGUCAUCCAGUGCACGGUGCCCCCGGGCGUGGACUCCUUCUACCUGGAGAUCUUUGACGAGCGAGCCUUCUCCAUGGACGACCGCAUUGCCUGGACGCACGUGACAAUCCCCGAGGCGCUGAGGCAGGGCAAGGUCGUGGACGAAUGGUACAGCCUGAGCGGACGGCAGGGCGACGACAAGGAGGGCAUGAUCAACCUGGUCCUGUCCUACACGUCGCUGCCGGCUGCCAUGAUGAUGCCGCCUCAGCCCGUGGUCCUGAUGCCCACUGUGUACCAGCAGGGCGUCGGCUAUGUGCCCAUCACAGGGAUGCCCGCCGUGUGCAGCCCCGGCAUGGUGCCUGUGGCCCUGCCCCCGGCCGUGAGCGCCCAGCCCCGCUGCAGUGAGGAGGACCUGAAGGCCAUCCAGGACAUGUUCCCCAACAUGGACCGGGAGGUGAUCCGCUCUGUGCUGGAGGCCCAGCGGGGCAGCAAGGAUGCGGCCAUCAACUCCCUGCUGCAGAUGGGCGAGGAGUCCUAGAUGUGC